This is a messenger RNA of Monoraphidium neglectum, 507 nucleotides long. RefSeq lists its product as hypothetical. NCBI's taxonomy places the organism in Eukaryota, Viridiplantae, Chlorophyta, Chlorophyceae, Sphaeropleales, Selenastraceae. Bases 1 to 507 code for a protein of 168 amino acids. The record is from RefSeq and is a predicted model, not a curated record. The transcript has 4 exons.
AUGGCAUUGCGUACGUGCCGCACACUGCCGGUGCGGCCAGUAGGUUCGUGCGGCGGCCGCUCGCGAUGCUGCAUCGUGCGGCAAGCGGCGCCAGCCGAGGGAAAGCCGGGCGCCAGCAAGGUGGACGGCGGCGAUGAGGAGGAGUUUGUUGGACUGCUGCCUGAGGAGGACCAAGAGGUGCCUGGGACAUACUUUGACGCCCUGAACCGCAACACCAAGCUUGGCAAGGCGGUGGCGUCGGCAGUGGAUGAGCUGGAGCAUCUGAACGACAUGGUGGGGCGCGGCGGGCCGCGGCAGACGGGCUCGCGUGGCGAAGGCGGGAGGGAGAUGGAGUCGCUUGCUCAGGCCGACCAGUUGCUGCAGAAGCUCGGCCUGAAGGGCAGCCUCUUCGGCGCCGCGGCCGCGCCGCCGCCGCCGAAGAGCAAGAAGGGCAAGGCGGGGCAGGGGGCCGCGGAGGAUGACGAUGACCUGGACCUGGAACUGCUUGGGGAGGCGGAGGACGCGUGA